CUAAAGGUUUUGAGUAAUCAUUUACAUCCGGGGGACUAGACAACUGGAAAAAGCAGAGAGAAAUGUAUUUGAAAGGAAUAAGGAACCUGCACGCUACCUCCCUCAGGUAAAGGCCAGUCCUGGAGAGAAGAAAACCACCAUGGCUACCAGGGCAGAUGUCAAGGAUGCAGGGGGAAAUGUUACCACUGAUGAUGACUCACACCCAGCUAAGGACCAAUCCUGCAGGAAAGAUUUCAGCAGUGAAGCCAUCAGGACCUGGGCUUUUCUUAGUUGGCUUUUGCUCAGUCCGAUAUGGGCUGGCCCUCAUCUUGCAUCUUUGUAACUUUUCAAUCUACACCCAACAAAUGAAUUUGAGCAUCGCCAUUACGGCUAUGGUGAACCACACAGAGGCAUCCAGCCAGCCCAACUCCUCCACAGAGCAGCCCUCGAUGGACUCCCUGGGCUCCUGGAAUGAAACCUUAAAGGAAGCAAAGGCACUGGCCCCUGUUUAUGACUGGAGUCCUGAGAUCCAGGGAGUCCUCCUCAGCUCUCUCAACUAUGGCUCAUUCUUGGCUCCGAUCCCCACUGGCUAUGUGGCUGGGAUAUUUGGAGCCAAGUAUGUGGUUGGCGUUGGCUUGUUUGUUUCCUCAGUCCUGACACUCUUCCUUCCCCUGGCGGCUGAUGCUGGAUUGGCCUUGCUCAUCGUCUUCCGGGUGAUCCAAGGCAUUGCCCAGGUUAUGGUAUUAACAGGUCAGUACUCAAUUUGGGUCAGAUGGGCUCCCCCACUGGAAAGGAGCCAACUCACCACCCUUGCUGGAUCAGGGUCAUUGCUGGGGACCUUUGUUGUCCUCCUUGUUGGUGGCCUCCUCUGCCAGACCAUAGGAUGGCCUUACAUCUUUUAUAUCUUUGGUGGAAUUGGCUGUGCAUGCUGCCUUCUCUGGUUUCCUCUGGUCUAUAAUGACCCUGGAAGUCAUCCCUUCAUCAGCACCAGUGAGAAGAGGUUCAUUGUGUGCUCACUGGCUCAGCAGGACUGUUCUCCUGGGUGGUCUCUUCCCAUUAAAGCUAUGAUCAAAUCUCUACCACUUUGGGCCAUUGUAGUCUCCUACUUCUGUGAAUAUUGGCUUUUCAACACCAUAAUGGCAUACACCCCCACUUACAUCAGCUCUGUACUUCAAGCCAGCCCCAAAGAUAGUGGGAUCCUCUCGGCGCUGCCAUUUCUUGUUGGUUGUAUCUCCAUUGUCCUUGGAGGCCUAUUGGCAGAUUUUCUUCUCUCCAGAAAAGUCCUCAGACUCAUCAUCAUCAGGAAAGUCUUUUCUGCCACAGGGGUUUUCUUCUCAUCCAUGUUCUUAGUGCCUCUGCCUUGGGUCAGAUCCAGCCAAGGUGCCACCAUGGCCUUCUUGGUUCUUUCUGCUGCUUCUAGCAGCUUCUGUGAAUCAGGAGCCCUUGUUAACUUCUUGGAUAUUGCUCCUCGGUAUGCUGGCUUCCUCAAGGGACUAUUGCAAGUCUUUGCACACAUAUCUGGAGCCAUCUCUCCCACUGUUGCUGGAGUUUUCAUCAGUCAGGAUUCAAAUGCAGAAUUUGGAUGGAGAAAUGUCUUCUUGGUUGCAGCUGCUAUUGAUAUAGUGGGGCUGAUCUUCUACCUCAUUUUUGCCAGAGCAGAAGUGCAGGAUUGGGCGAAAGAGGAGGCACUCACCCACUUCUGAGCCCAUGGAGUGCUAUGUGAAGUCCCAGCGCUUGCUAGUUCACUACUUUUCCUCACAGCUUUGACCUUUGGGGUCUGCUUGACUGAUACACCAUUUAACUGGAAUUGGUUUUCUUUCCAGUAUCUUCUCAGAAACCUUGGCUAUUUAAUAUAGAAAGUUUUACAAAGAUUGAACAUUUUUUAUAGGAGAAAAAAAGGCUCAUUAUUUGACUGUGAACUCCUGAAAUCAUAGAUACAUGUGAAUUUCUCAAUGUCUUCCAUGCUUCUCACUGUUACACUGAAAAAAGCAUCAAGUGCUGGGGGACAUUUUCUCACCAAAGUAGAACAGAAAGCAGAACCAUAGCAAUGAGGUUGGAAAUUACCAGGGAAGUGAGGCCCAAACAUCAGAAGAUGAACCUAAGAACUUUCAUCAAAAGAAAGCCAGAGGCCAUUGAAAGCAGAGCGUCUCCACCCCAAGUCCUGGGCCAGGAGCCCCUGCUCCAAGGCUAAGUGGCUCUUACAUGCCUGAGGAGGGAAAUAGGACACUCCAGGCUUGGAAGGUGGGCAAGGUGCCUCCCUGAACACUGACAAGUAAGAAGAACAAUAAAGAGUGAACCCUCUGGGACAAGAGGAAUGAAUUCUUCUCCAACUUCUCCAACUAAUGCACAUGGGGUAGUUGACUUCUCCUCUCCCAAGAAGCUCACCCUGCUAGGUGCUGGCUUUGGGCCAGUGCCCUACCUGUACCCCAGCACUUCCCAGAGUUGGCUCUUCUAGAGUUGCCUUCUCUCUGGUUAUCUGACGUAGGCCCCACAUCUGCUUGGCAGGUCUGUGCAGAUACCUGUGCAUCUUAGUGAGCAAACUGUGUAGUUUCUCUCUUGUCUCCAUGAACAUUUCUUCAGGGGAUCACGCCUGUCUCAGACACCCCUUGUCUGCUUCUCUGACUCUUGGGGUCUUUCCCACCACUCAGUGGGCCUCAUUCAAUAUUCACUUCAUGAGCCCAAAAGGUCUAUGGAAAUGUACGUAAGACCAAGGCUGCUUGACUCCAUUGUAAAUGUUCAGAGAGUAUGUAGGGUAUGCCUGCUUUCAAGGAAGAGAGCAAAAAUGUUCAAACACUAAAUGAAUGUUAAUGAAUAUGUUAAUGCUCCUGGGAGCAUAGCAGAAAUCAAAAUCACACAGCUUAAAGAAGCUCAACAUCUUGGGAGGGCAGACACCUUUAACCAGAGUAUCCUGGCUGUGUAAUGAUAGCUAUGGAGAGCAGAAUAAUGGGGUAUGACGUGUUAAAAGGUGCACUAACUGGAGGGUGAGUCAGGGCCACCACUUUGAAGUGCCUUUCUGAGUUGGGAUCUGAAGGACAACAGUACCUGGUGCAGGAGGGGAAGAGGGCGAAUGAUAUAGGAAGAAGGCAUGGCCAAAGCAAAGGUUUGGUGGCAGAAAAGGCAGUCAAGAGUGGCCAGAAGGCAGAGAAUAAGAGAAACAGGGCUUGGGAGAAGCUGUAGAAGCAUUAAGGUCAAGAAUACACAGCGGACAGUGGGCCCAGAGAAGGAAGGGACAUAACCAGGGUUUUGUUUUUGUUUUAUUUUGUAUUUUUGGUACCGGGAUUGAACUCAGGACCUUCAGCUUGUGAGGCAGGCAAUGGCACCACUGGGCUAAAUCCUGGGUCCCUAGGGUUUUCUUUUUUAAAGUUUCUCUGCAUGAGGGACUGGGAUGGAGUAGGGGUUUGUGGUGUUGUCCAGGAAAGAGUGAUGGCUGUUGGCAUGAGGGGCAGGAUGUGGUGAGAGGAGAGUGAAUUACUUGCUUUAGGAGACAAACCUGAAAAGACUCUAAUACUGAGAGCAGAAGAUAUCUAGAGAGACACAUGGGUUUUGUCUGCUGCUAGAUCCAUGGUGGUUCUCAGGAGGUUAGCAAUCAUACCACAGUGAAGAUCACAAGAAGGAAAAUGGCCACACAGGUCUGGACUUCACUUUUGAGAUCUGGGUUCCAGUUAGAAAUUUAGGAAUCAUCUAGAUGGAGGUUGUGAUUAACGUUUUUAGUAUGAAUGAGGUUGUCUAAGGGACAAAAUGUCAUAAAGAGGCAAAACCUGAAAGCUUGAGAACAAUCCUUCCAGGACUUUAAUAUUUAAUGGUCAGCUAGAGGGUGAUCAGAGAAGGAAGGAAGAAAGGAAGGAAGGAAGAAAAGAAGGACAAAGGAAAGGAGGGAUGGAAGAAGGGAAAGUUAGAAGGAAAAGCAAGAGAACGUGGUACUAAGGGAAAGAAAAAGAGAAUGUGUUUCAAAAGGGCAAAUAGUCAUUGAUGUGAAAUCUUGAGAUCAGGCCAUAUGGGAGAUGAGGAGAGGAGAAAGGAGAGCACUGCUGAGAAAUCUGGGAGUGGAGGGAGGAAAGAGAUGAUAAAGUAGCUGCAGAGGGGUACCGGAAAAGGAAAGAGUUUAAACACUUGUGUUUAAAUCCUAUGAGAAGGAGUUAGUGAAGAGAGAAAAGUUGCAUGUGGAAAAGAAAAACCUUGAGCAAAAGUUGCUGAGAAAAACACAGGCGAGGUGUGUUGAGACCUGAGGUCCAGUUAGAUGGAAUGGGGACAGCUUCUGCCUUUUCCCUGACUCUUCAAGGUCCUGUCAAGGUCCAUCCACAAGAGAUCCAGGGAGUGGUUUGUUUGUGUUUUUCCUCCUACUUGGAAGAGGGGUGUAGGCACUGCCAGUGUGUGCCAUAAGUGCUCUGGCCAGAUAGGAGGAGAGUGAUCUGGUAGAGAUCCCCAGCAGGUUAGUGGUGGCCUGCAGGGUGGUGGGCUCCAGAUGGCACAACAAACACUUGGAUUGUUCCUCCCCCGCUACACUGACAAGCUUCCUCUACCCAGUUUGAAUGUAAACUUGGAUAGAGUUCAGGAACUAUGCCAUGAAGUAUUUGGCAACAUCUUAAACACAGGAAUGGUUUAAGUAAUACAAUGGUAUUGUAUCCACAGUAAAUGCCAAUAAAUGCUUGUUGAGUCA
Molecule: messenger RNA, 4636 nt
Organism: Heterocephalus glaber (naked mole-rat)
Lineage: Eukaryota; Metazoa; Chordata; Mammalia; Rodentia; Bathyergidae
Gene: Slc17a4
Product: solute carrier family 17 member 4
Biological process (GO): transmembrane transport; sodium-dependent phosphate transport; monoatomic anion transport
Cellular component (GO): apical plasma membrane
Molecular function (GO): transmembrane transporter activity
Source: RefSeq, a predicted model, not a curated record